CCUGGCUGCAUAGUUAUUCCACUACGUGUUGUUGUAACGGCAAGAAAUACUAAAGAGCAUGUCGUUGGAAACUGUGAGCUGCUUCUUUGAUGGUUACCGAAAAAAUGGAAAAGAGGGCGAAAGUGCUUUGAAAUUAGUCCGAGAGAACAUACUGAACUCAAUCAAGAGUUCCUCUCUAGGAAAGUACUCGAAAUACUGUGAUGUACCAGAAGACGAAAUCAAUAGCUGGUUGGACUCCUUACUGGGGAAAGAUCGCUUGAACGAAGAGCAAAGAAAUGAAAUACGAAGGCAGCUUUGUCAGUGUUUGAAGAGAAUUGACGAAGAGUCCUGUAUAGCCUUGUGGAAUUACUGGCUUCGACCGUCUACAAACCCUUUAUCAGCAUUACUCAUUGUUGACGCCCAAAAUGACUUCAUGAGUGGGUCUCUGGCAUUAAAGCACUGCCCUGCUGGUGAAGAUGGUGAAGAAGUAGUGUCAGUGAUUGAGGAUCUGUUGUCUAAAAAUCUGUUUAGUGUUGUUGGUUACACAUUUGACUGGCAUCCACCAGAUCAUUGUUCCUUCAUAGACAAUGUGUCUUUGUAUCCACUGCACUCCACUAGUCCUGUAAGCUCAGCUCAAGCCAAACUAUUUGAUGUUGUUGUUUAUGACAAACUUCCUCUCAUCAAUCAAAUUUUGUGGCCAAGACACUGUGUUAUCGACAGCUGGGGAGCUGAGCUGCAUAAAGGAAUCAAGCCUCCUGGCAAAGAGGAUAUAACAGUGAAGAAAGGUAGCAAUCCCCGUAUCGACAGCUAUUCCGCAUUUUGGGAUAAUGCGGACUGUGUCCAGACCUCAUUAUUUGUUGAUCUUCUCAACCGUGGUGUUACAGAUGUGUACUUGUGUGGUUUAGCUUUUGAUGUUUGUGUGAAACAUUCAGCAAUUGAUGCUUGGGAGCAAGGCUUUAGAACUCAUGUUAUAGUGGAUGGCUGCCGUGGAGUGUCACCUGACGGAAUUGCUGAAACAAGGAAGGAGUUUUUGAAAAAUGGCAUUGUUCUAAUCGUAUCAAAUAAGGUGGAAGAUGCACUUAGGGACAAGGAAGAGCAAAGUUAUACAAUGGCAUGAAAGUAUUAAAUUGAUGCAGAUGAUUUCUGCUAAAUAAAUAUUUCUUUUAAAUUAGUAACUUUAUGUCAAUGAAUUUUUUUUAUACUUCUUUUUUAUUACUAACUUAUGGUACAGAUUCUGCUUGCAUUCAAACACCAUGUUCAUGUGGAGGCCCGUUGGUUCUAGUUAAUAAUAAAAUUAAUAUUGGUGUGCAAAACUUAUUUAUUCAGAGUUACAUUUUGCAACCAUUCCUGAACAAUAGUAUUUUAGGGCUUGUGUGUUCUUGACUGUGUUUUUUCAGUGGCAGGUCCUUUUUUUCGGUACCAUGAUUAACAGUACAUUCCAACAGUAACUAUUUAAAAUUUUUGUAUUUACCUAGUGUUGUUUUUGGGAAUCUUUUUCAGCUUGUGAAAUAUAAGUUUUAGCUAUGUGUAACUCUUAACGCUCCUUUGUUUGGUAACUUUUCUGUUACAACUGAACAAAAGAAUUAUAACACUAUAAUACAAUACUGACCACAUUAAUAGCUCUAUUUUGCUGUUUCCAAAAUGAAUUAACAAAAAGUUGUGUAUAAUGUGGAAAUUUCAUCAGUAUCUAUAAAUUUUUUAUAAAAAUAACGACACACAUGAAACUAAAUUUAUAAGACAUGUUUGGGUCGUUCAACAUGUCUUUUAAAUUUAGUUUCAAAUGUGUCGCUAUUUUUAUAAAAAUUUCUGUCAGUCUUCUCCUUUCCAGACCUUUUGGAUAUCUAUAAAAUAAAGAGAACAUUACAUGGCGGCUUGGGGAUAUGAAUUUUAUCUUCUCGUGCUGAAAGUAUCUCUGAUUCUGUCGAGAUACUUACAGCACUUGAAGAUAAAAUUCGUGUCCCUGUACGGCUAUGGAAUAUCCUCUAUUUAAUUUAUAUUUGACUUGAAGGUACCAAUUAAGUAUACAAUUCAUACCAUGCAGGUCAUGUCUUUAACUGACAAAAAAAGGUACUGUAAGUUAUAAUUGAUUGCAAAAAUAUGAAUAAUAUAUUAAUUAUGAUGUAUGCUACUUUUUAAUCCACUAAAUAUUUUUGCUUGUGCACAAUUCGUUAAACCUUUAACCUAAGAUCUGACAUUUUCUAUUGAGAGACUCUCGCAACGAGUUCAUGUUUUGCUGUUUGAACAGAAAAUCACAAACAUUUAGUUGCGGUAAUUCCCACAAGAAAUUUCAGUCACCUCAAACUGCAAAAAUUUGGUCCUGCAAAAACCCAACAAUUUGCAAAUUAAUUAAAUUUAUAAAAACUUUAUGUAUUACAUGGUAUACCAUAUUAAAGAUUACUUUUAUUAACAAAAAUUAUAUUAAACUUUAUUUAUGAUUAUACUGCUUGACUGGGUGAAUAAAAGAUUGAACAGAUUAAAACUUAUUUAAUCAGGGAAGAAGUACACAAAAUUGAUAGACAAGGUAUACUUUAAUUUUGAGUUUAUUUUUUCAGCUUCAUCCAAACCUGUAAAGUUUGAUAACUGGUAAUAAAAAUAUAAAUUGUAUUGGAAA
Molecule: messenger RNA, 2590 nt
Organism: Stylophora pistillata
Lineage: Eukaryota; Metazoa; Cnidaria; Anthozoa; Scleractinia; Pocilloporidae
Source: RefSeq, a predicted model, not a curated record